AGAACAUGUAAUCAUGCGAAAAUGGCGGAUAAAUCGCGAGGGCAUAAUCGCCAUGGAAGUGUUGUACGAAUUGGUUACUACAAUAUCGAAAAGACCAUCGGAAAGGGAAAUUUUGCAGUGGUCAAGCUUGCUACUCACUGCAUCACAAAGGGAAAGGUUGCUAUUAAAAUCAUCGACAAAAGUCAAUUGGAUCAAGAAAAUUUAAAGAAAAUUUUUCGCGAAGUUCAUGUAAUGAAGAUGCUGGAUCAUCCUCACAUUAUUAAACUUUACGAGGUGAUGGAAUCAGACAGGAUGAUGUAUUUAGUCACAGAACAUGCAAGCAAAGGAGAAAUAUUUGAUUAUCUAGUUGCACAUGGUAGAAUGUCUGAAAAGGAGGCAAGGAAAAAAUUUCUGCAAAUUGCAUCAGCUGUUGACAGUUGCCAUAAGCAGUGUGUUGUACACCGAGACUUAAAAGCAGAGAAUCUUCUAUUGGAUGAGAAUUUUAAUAUUAAAAUUGCAGAUUUUGGAUUCAGUAACUUAUUUCAAGAAGGAAAGCAUCUGAAAACGUGGUGCGGAAGUCCUCCGUAUGCUGCUCCGGAGCUCUUUGAAGGGAAAGCUUACUGUGGACCGGAAGUAGACAUUUGGAGUUUGGGUGUAGUCCUCUACGUGCUAGUGUGUGGGGCUUUGCCAUUCGAUGGCAGUACACUGCAAAGUUUGAGGUCCCGUGUGUUGGAUGGCAGAUUCAGAAUUCCCUUCUUCAUGUCUAGAGAAUGUGAGCACCUCAUUCGUCACAUGUUGGUUCGUGAUGUGGCCAAGAGGUACACAAUGGUGCAGAUUAUUAACCACAAAUGGCUGAACGAGAUGACUGAGGAGGACAAAGCUAGCGCUCUAGCAACAGACACGAUACCUGACUCGGAGCUGACUGAAGAAGUCUUGACAAUAAUGCAAAGCAGAGGAAUUGAUCGGGAAAAGACUAUCCAGUCACUUUUCAAGAAGGAUUACGACCAGUUCUCCGGUAUUUAUUUCACACUUCUGGAAAAGCUCAAAAGAUCUGCCAGCUCGUCACACGAUCCUUGCGCCAACAUAACUGCCAUACCUGGCAACUCAAGUGAUUCAGAAAUGAUGGAGACUGAAGACGAGUUAGCUGGAGCUGAGAAGCCGUCAAUGAAUGUUCCUACCGUUCAAGUGACUCCUGACUCGCCCACGAGGCGAGUGAAACCCCUCCAGGACCAGUGGGACCUCACGCAGGAGGGUGACGAAGAAGACGAUAAGAUGCCGGAUGAGAUCCCUCCAAGCUUGAAGACCUAUCUGGAGAAGCGGCGGCACACUCUGACCGCUGUGGAUCCAUUGAUGGAGCCGGAGCUACGAGAGAUGCUCACUCAGAAAUUCGUGCAACAGCCCUUGAGUCCUCUAAGUCAGGCCACUGAGGAUGCAUUCCAGGGUGCUUUAGGAUUGAACCCAGGUUUGCCACCGUAUUCGCCCACGCUGGACCUGUCUUUGGCAUACAAGGAGCAAAUUCUGCAGGUGCCCAGUGUGUUCCAGCUUAGACCGCCCUUGGGAAGAAGGGCCUCCGAUGGACCAACGAGCCUAGCCGCCGGAAUAGCGCAAUUUAAUGCUCUUCGUGCCAUGGCUGGAAUAGGAGACGAUAAUCAGGGUCACACGGGCUCACUAAGCGGUUCGCCGUUAAACAGCCAUAAUCCACUUGUGUGUCAGUCACCAUUCUCGGUUUCGCCCGGGCCAUCGAGCCCUCAAAUAAGCGAAGGGGCAAACGACAGCGGCUCAGAUCAGGAACCAGAUCAAGAUGCCAUUGCACGGUACAUGGCAUGUCGAGGGGCACGGCAACGUCACACCUCACCAAAUGAAAUGCCAGAUGACAUGCUUCAACUGCGAUUAUUACAAGUGCCGUUAAAAACCAGACGGACCGUGUUUCCUCCCGCAAGGGACCGUCCAGGACGGGAGGGACCCUUCAUAACUACACCCUCCGGGAUUCGAUACAACGGAUCAAGACGAGCUUCAGAUGGAUCUGCUUCGGUGCUAGCCUACAAGCAGCAUAUGGAGCGCAUCAGCGGCAGCGGGUCCAAACGAAACAGCCUUCGUGAGCUGCAAGAGGAGUGCCUACAACUCCAGCAGCAGUAUGGCCGAGUUGCUGAAGCAGAACAGCAGCGUAGACAACAGGAACAACACGAGCUUCAUCUGCAGCAGCAGUUUUACAGUAGGAGGGCGUCGGACAGUGCUGACUCUUUAGCCGCCACACUCGCUCAGUUCCAGCAGCAGUACGCACCUGCUCAUACGAGUCAGGAGUUGGACUUCGAUGGGCAAAGAGUAGAAGUAUUACUCCAGAGUUCGGUCGAAGAUUUGGAGGAAAUUCCAGCUCAGUCGUCGAUGGAGCACCAAGAUCUUCUUCACAAGGAGAUGCAACGCUUGAACAUUGAACACUGCACCCAGUCACCUUUCGACUCCGCAGGAAUUAUCCACUCCACUUCAGGAGGAAUAGGUUCGGAUCCUUCCGCGCUUUCCACUCUUGCACAAAAUCUUGCCUCGAACUCGCCAAGAAACAGUCUUCUUAUCGAGGACUCGUCGCCUGCAUCCUCUACUGAGACAUCGAACUUUCUCUCGCAGAAUGUUAUGUCAACACAAGCAAACACGACCUCGUUUCUAUCCGAUGGCGUCGCAUUAUCGUCUCCAGUUCCUUCGCCGCCGCCGUCUCCUCUUAUAUCAGCAGUGCCCCUCAAUCAGCGGUAUCCCAUACCUAGCAUUGCCACUUCUACCACAAGGACUGCGUCAAACGGAAGCUUGGCGGAGACAGUAUCGGAUACGGGAACUAUUCCACCAAUUCCCACCAGUAUUCCAGCUGCUAUGUUGGGAAAUCCGGUUAUAAAUGAGAAUGAUCUUGAAGAGUUAGCAAGGGCUAGUAGAUGGGGACUCGGCGGUGGCACAAUGCCCCUAAGCCCUGCAACACUUCUCGGGACUAUCGGGACAAAUCCUGCGGCAGCGUUGCUCGCGGGAAACGUCGGGCAGCGGUCGCCAAUGCAUCACCGUCGACAUCAUACGGUGCCUUCUGCGCAAGACGCCUGGAAUUCUAUGGACUUGCUCAGAAGAGCGACCGCUAAUAAUGUUUUAUCGCAAAACCAAGCAAGGGACAUGUUAAACAACAAUAUUAAUUUGGAAGAGGGACUAGGAAUUAGAGACGGUCUUCUAUAUAGAACUUUUUCUCCCAACGGAACAAUUCAUCAAGACUCUUUACUUAAUUCGCUUAGCAAAGGAGACGGUUCGCCCGACUUGACGCAAACGAACACUUUGCGUAUGGCAUUUUCUGUUAAUAUGACUUCUAGCAAGUGUAUACCUGAUAUUCUUAGUGAAAUAAGAAGAUCGCUGGAUCAGCGGUCUGCCAAGAUUGCUUACGAACAGUCGGAGCAGACAUUCACCCUUCAGCAGGGGGGUGUGUGCGCUGAAAUUGAAGUCUGCCCCCUCCGGGAGAAUCUUAACGGAUUGCGCUUGCGACGAGUCAGUGGCAACCAGUGGCAUUACAAGAAACUUUGCAACGAGGUUCUUGCGGGAAUGAACCUGUGACGUGACUGAAAGCGUAUUGCGUGAAUUGAAUUGAUAAUUAGUUUUCUUUAAAACAAAGAUUGCGUGAAAGUUGAUGUAGAUGGAGUGUAGCGCAAAACACUCAUCUUUCACUCGCGUGACUUUGAGGUAAAGUGCUUUUAUUGUGAAUUUAUUUCUUUCCUGAAAAAGAAGUUAUACCCUAAAUUAGGAGUAGAUAAUUGACUUACAUAGCUCAAAAGUAAAAAUUGUUCUCUUGUUUUCGUUGUAGGAAAGUUUUUUUUUUCUCCCCUUCUAUUCGUGAAAGUCUAAACAUGAUAUACGAGCAGUGUUUUUUGUGCUUGCAAAUUCAGCGAUUCAUCUGCCUCUGUUAUUGUUGAGCCGAAAUUUUCAUUCGGAAAAAAAUUCCCUUAAAUUAUCGUUAAAUACCGAUUCUUAACUUUUAAUCCCAGAAAUGGUUAACAGGCUCCUUGUAUUUUCACUCCGUUUUCCAGUAAACAGGUCAAGAGAAUCUAAGGGGAAUUUUCUUAAAUUUACAGCUAAUGCUCUAAAUUAUUGAACUAAGAAACAUAAAUUUGGUAGAAAGGAAAAUUAGUUGACUAGAUUUUCAGCGGCAGAGAACUAUGGCGCAAAAACAAAGGACCUUGACCCUGAAAAAUUCUCCUAUUUCCCGCCCUUAUCUUUUCCUAAAUCGUCCUCUUCUGUCUGUCACGGCCUAACAGUAUUGCAGAAUUUGGUUAAAGCACAGGCCAGCGCGAACCAAAUAUCCAAGGACUGGGGAGAGUUGAGAAGAAGUGAGACAGGUUUAUUUGGUUGAGAUCGGCGUGAUGUGGUCGAAAUGUCUGGAUUUUCUUUGAAUGUUACCUUUGAAGUGACUAAUAACCUUUAAAGAAAUUGAAUACCCUUGCUCUUUACCUUAUCUUGUUCCUCAUAUCAUCCGAAUGUCUCUGUAAACUCUGGCCUCUACCGUUCGCGAGAACUGCAAACUGCAUGAAAUUUCAUAUAGAGAAGAGGCUCACAAUGUUUUUUUUUGUGUGUAUGUAGAAAAGGUUUUUUUUUAAUCUGGUUCAUUGCGCCUUUGCACUGGAUCCCUUGUUCCAACUUGUGCUGAUUUGACUACACGUAAAUACUUUCACUUGAUACAGUAUUGAUUAUAAAAACGAGUUGUCUUUGUUCUGAAUUUCUUACCUUAGCGGUUUCACCUGCAUUAGUUGGCGUUCAGUCUGUGUAUAUAAUUCCUAGGAAUGAAAUAAAUUUUGCCUAAAAUCG
This is a messenger RNA of Pocillopora verrucosa, 4794 nucleotides long. RefSeq names its product serine/threonine-protein kinase SIK3. Gene Ontology annotation, cellular component: cytoplasm. Gene Ontology annotation, biological process: intracellular signal transduction; protein phosphorylation. NCBI's taxonomy places the organism in Eukaryota, Metazoa, Cnidaria, Anthozoa, Scleractinia, Pocilloporidae. The record is from RefSeq and is a predicted model, not a curated record. Gene Ontology annotation, molecular function: ATP binding; protein serine/threonine kinase activity.